GAAAGAGCUCAGUUGUUAUUGUUACGGCGCGUACAGUACGUGGUCUACUGUAUCGUACCGCACGCAUUCUGCYUCAGUCGAGAGAACUAUGAUCACAUAUCUAUUCUUGUUGUUGCGAUUCGAGUUCUUUGUUUCGAGGCAUCUCUCGGUCUCACUUCCAUCCAAACCACCCGCAAAAGAGUGCGACACCCGAACCGCAAAGCCAAACAACCAACRCKUCCCAUCGAUGAGCAGCAACAACCGAUUCCGAAACGCCGCCCAAACACCCMRAAGCAGAACCGCCACCAUCGAUGUUCCCCGCCGCCGCCAAACCCCGCGGUGGCCGAAGCCCUCCGAAGGAGGAGCAGGAGGGGAACGAGACGGCCACCGGACGGUUUCCAGCAGGAGGCUCGUCGUCCCGGCCCCGAGGGCGGCGAUCCGGGCCAGCACCGAUCGAACGCCGAGGCGGGAUUGGAAUCCGCGGUCCGAGCGGCCACCUGGCCGACGGAUCCGCACGCGGGAGGCCCUCGAGAAGAGCGGAGACCCGUCCGGKGCCGUCGCCCUCGGCCACACGGGCCGCUACCCGCCCCGAGAGGAUCAGCAGCAGCAGAAACAGAAACGGACGCUUCAACAGCCUUCCAGGCCCAGCGCCGGCGAUGGCAUCGGGGCCAUGGAACAGAGCAUGGCCCAACGGAGCUUUCUCCGAACGGCGGCGAUCCGCGACGGAAUGAAGAAACGCCAGCGGCAACGAGAGUGGGAGGCCACCGGAAGGCCCGGCGACUCAGCGAGCGUUACCACCGCGAAGAAGCGAAUGCRGCAACACACCAAGACCAAGAACAUCCGGCCGUCCCAUCUUCAAACGCAACGGCAACACCCGGGGAGUCUGCCACUUGCCAAAACCAUGCAACGAAGACUCCCGCAAACCCAAACGAAGCACYAUCACCAGAAGCCACGGCGGCACCUUUUGCUGCAGCAAACAAAACAAAGGCAAAAGCAAAAGCAAAAACAGAAAACGACCGUCCAUGGGCAACGUGUCGGAAGCGAUCCGGCAGGGCCCUUUGUUAGGAGGAACAGCAGCAGCAGUGGCAAGAACCAUAACAAUUUCCAUAACUAUAAUCAUGACCAGAAUCACAACAGUAGCACCACCAAAUCAAGGAAGAAGAUGGACGAAAAGUUAUCGCCAAAUGAAGCAAAUGCUGCCAACGAAAGAUUUUUUGCAGCCAACGCCUCGCCAAGUGUUGCCAACCUUUUGAUUAGUGACAGCGAGAGCGAGGUCGAGAGCAUCUGUAGCAGCUCCGACGACACUUUUGAUCACAAGGAUGACCAUCAGGCCUCCAACAAGGCUGACAACAUCAUUUCCAACAACAACAGCAUGCAAUCGAGGGAAAGUGCAAACGCCAAAAAUAUCAAACACGGCAACGCAAACGACAACAACAGAGURCAAACCGUAGCGCGACGAUACCAACCAUUGUUGGCUGUAGGGAGUGCAGCAUCGGAACGGAGAGAACCCUWCCCGAGAGGAACACCGGCUUCCGCACCCUCGAUGCCCGUGCAAGCCAUAGAACACAUCAAGAUCGAAGAACCGUCCGUGAUUGAUCUUUCCAACGAACGAGACACCGACGACAMCGUCAAGGUGGAACGGGAGCGUUCCCCGGCGCGCCAAAAGGCUUCCGGGAUCAGCGGAAACGCCACGGUCCGAGCCAUUGCGGAGGUCCUCCUCAACGAGGCYAUCGGGCGGGGUGCCGAYCGCCACGAAAUGGAGCGGUACGCCUCGGAAUUGUUCCGCCUCGGGCUCCACUCGAGGAAGAUGAUACUGGAUGCCCUGUCGGACGAGCGCUACGUUCCGAACCUGGAGCAGGAGGUCCGCAAAUGGCACUGGAUGAAGGGCUACCACAAGAUUGUCUUUCAGAGCUGGGUCCUAAAGGAGAAAGAACGCAAGGAGCAGGAGCUGCGAGAGCAACAGGAACAGCAGCAGCAGCAACAACAGCAACAUCAACAGCAACAACAGCAGCAACAUCAACUUCAGCAGCAACAACUUCAGCAGCAGCAGCAACAACAACAACAACAGCAGCAGCAGCAGCAACAACAGCAACAACAGCAACAACAACAACAACAACAGCAGCAGCAGCAUGAUCGUCAUCAUCAAACCGAAGAAAGGAGCCAACACAGAGACGGCGUCAUACACUAUCCCAUGCGACGAGUCGGAAGCUUCGAUCUGUGAUGAUACCACGGUGCAUCGCAGUCUGGAAAUCUUUUUUUUUUAGAGAAUGGAUCGAAUGCAAGGGAAAGACAAUCCGAUAUGAUCGAAACGAAUUAGUGUUUCGCUCUCUCGCGCGGAGCAAGACGGACGAACGAUGCUGCAUGCAUACAUCUAUUGCAUGUAUGAAUUUGAUUGAACGACCUUUUGCAGGGGUGAGCGCAGCAGAGAAAAGCCCAUGGUAACAUUUGGUUUGGUAUCAGGAGGACGGCUUGAUGAUCAAGGAAGUGUCGCAACUAAAUGAAAAGUAUGAAAACAU
Molecule: messenger RNA, 2495 nt
Organism: Pseudo-nitzschia multistriata
Lineage: Eukaryota; Bacillariophyta; Bacillariophyceae; Bacillariales; Bacillariaceae
Source: the annotation of a GenBank genome assembly